GAGGCAGUGAUCGUGUGCGGUAGGUUCUGCCUCCUAAAUGCGGCGGACCCUCCUCCACAUUUGUUUGCUAUUGUAGAAUUAUCCGCACCUGCUCAGUUCUUCUUGAAGAUGGCCUAAUGGUUUAAGGGGGUGACGCGUGUCCUGUUCUCCUCAUCCUUAAAGCACGUAGCCUACACUGAAAGAGGAUCAUCUAAGGAGCAACAAGAGCAUCAUGGACCCAGGUGUCUGGCGUCCGGAAUCCCUGUGGGCCCCAGGCCCCGCCCCCUCCUCGCUGGCGGCCAAAGGGUUCCGUAAAGUUCAGCCUAACUUGAGCAGGAGGCCGGCCGCACAGGGGAAUGCCAGCCAGUCCUCUCUCCCUCCGUUGUCCCCCCCUCCUCCUCUCCGACCCUUCACCUCUUCUCCUGGAGGUCGACAUCGAGGUCUCCCCCUCUCCCCCUCCUUCCCUCCUCCCACUACGCCCUCCAGCCCUCCCUCCUCCACCUCGGCAUUUGGCUUGGAGCUCAGGCACAGUCGGAGUGCAGAUCACAUCAGCAGCGACCAGAGAAGCUGCAGCCCCUUGGAUCAGACCUCCACCAGAACGAGAGGAAGGGACUGGUAUCGUAACAUGUACAACAAGAUUCAUGUGGUCCAAAAAGCAGAUCCGGAUUCGGCAGAAGCCUACAGCAGCACUAAGGGUAUCGCAAACAAAGCGUUGUCUAGCAACAGCCCUGACCCCGGCCACCUCCCCCCAAGCCCGGGCAGCGGCCGGUCGUCUCCCGCCACUCACAGAGACAGGAGGGAGGACUGUGGGCGGUACCGAGCGGAGCCCCGCAGCAUCUUCGACUAUGAGCCGGGGGCCUCGUCUGUCCUGGAGCGAGAGCAGCCGUCCCUCCAUCCCUCUGAUCUGUCUGUUGAGGAUGAGCCAUGGUUCAGGUUUUUUGCCGAGUUAGAGUUUGGCCGCCCGCCUCCCAAGAAAACUCUUGACGAGAUGCUGAACGAAGAUUCUCCUGUUCCUGACACGUUAUCCAGCCGUUUGAGUGGGGAAGACAGAUUCAUACAAAGUCCUGCAAGUUCGUCUGAUGACUAUAUCGACUGGGGGAAAUCUCAAUCAUCAAUAUCCCACUCCUCCAGCUGCCAUACAGCCAAUCACAGCCCAGUCAGAAGUAACCCGACCAAUCAGGGUCAGAUGUGGCCUUCAGCGCCCGCCAACAGCUGUGCUUCACCUAUCAAAAGCAGAGAGCCACCAAAGACUACGUUCAGAAACUCAGCCAUCCCUGACAGAAAGUCUGUUGCUGAGUGCGCCAGGGUUCUCUACAACUUUGAUGCUCACACCUCAAAGGAGCUGUCCCUGAGGAAAGGCGAUGUGGUGACCAUCACCAGACUGGUGGACAGUAACUGGUAUGAAGGCCAGCUCAGGAGAGCAGUGGGGAUAUUCCCUGUCUCCUAUGUCCAGAAGAUCUGUUCCCAGCCCCGUCGCCCCCCCCCACCCUCCACCCCGUCCCGCUCCUCCGUCCUGGGGGAGGCGGUGGUCCGCUUUAACUUCACAGCCGACACCCCAGUAGAGCUGUCCCUGCGUAAGCCUAGGUGGCAGACUCCCGUAGCGGACUCUGAACAGCUCAAGCCCUUACCCUUGCGACCUCAUGUUGAACCCUGGGCCGCCCCGCAUGGAGCUGCUUCCUCCCACUCCUCCUCCCCCUCCCAGACAGCCCUCCAGGCCCUCACCCAGGACUGGAUCUCCCUGACCUUUGACCUCCCAGCCUCCAUCUCCUCCCCCCUAUCCCCCUUCCACUCUCAUCCCACUGGAGGAUGUGCUUCCUCCUCAGCGCUGUCCAGCCCCCCCACCCCCCCACCCCUCCCCGCCUCCUUCACCCGCUACCUCCCCUGCACCCCCGCCGCCCCCCUCCAGCCCGGGGUCUCCACCCCAGGCCCGACUCCGCCCCCUUACCCUCGCGGCCUCCUGCUGGAGAUGCAGGAGCUGGACGCCUUGCUGUCGCCGUUCUCCCCCUACACACGCUCCUCCAGCCCUCUGACUGACAGCGUGGUCAACCUAUCACAGCUAAGAGCUGUUCCUAAUCAGCUCCUUCCCUCCACCUCCUCUAACCGUUCCCUGGAUCUGGCUGACACCGACCCACCCGCAUGCCUCCCGCAUGGAGAGCCCAGUCAGCUGGUCCUGGCGUCGCAGCUGGAACACCAGACGGCUCUCGCCAGGGAGCAAGAGGAGGAAGAGCUCUCCAAAGAGCUGGCAUCCUUCAUCCAUAUCAGUCGACCACAGAGCAGAGAGCUGCCAGCCGUUCCUCCGCUCUGUGAUUGGCUGAACGAUGAAGAAGUGUCAGACAGCGUGGCAGACAUCGACCUUCCUCUGCUCUUCAUAGAUGAGAGGGGGAACGACUUGGACUUCCAGGGAGCUAGUCCUGGGUGGAGUGCUGAGGUGUGA
Messenger RNA from Gadus chalcogrammus (walleye pollock), 2413 nucleotides. RefSeq names its product vinexin-like. The record is from RefSeq and is a predicted model, not a curated record. NCBI's taxonomy places the organism in Eukaryota, Metazoa, Chordata, Actinopteri, Gadiformes, Gadidae. The coding region runs from base 212 to 2413 and encodes 733 amino acids. The transcript has 21 exons. Gene Ontology annotation, molecular function: protein binding.